AAAAUAAAACAGGAAACACAAGACUAGACUAAGAAACACAAGAAAACACACACAAGAGACAUGGAUCACUAAACCCAAGGAACACAUAGGAUAACUUAUAAGAGAAUAAACACGGGGAGGAACCACAAAGAAAAAACAAAACUUAUGACCAUUGUUCUAUUUUUAAAUAUCUAGUUCAUUUCUCUAAAUGCUUACACAUUAUUUUAUUAACUAAUGCAAUCUCCCCCGAACUCCUUUAUGUGUAUUUUAACACCAAAAGUCACAUUAUUAUGAAUGAAUUAUGAUUAUUAUUUGAAGUAUUGUUUCCCGGCCCUGCUCUGCCUCUGUAGCUGUCCUGAACUCUGGGUGUGUGCUGAUGCUAACACUGAUGAAGAGGGUUAGCUCGAUUUAAACAGGUUCUCUUUCAGGCACAAUCAGCUUCAGUCAGCUCUGUGAAGCUGCAGGAUCAAGGGGACAAAUUAAGUCCAGACUGUAAAUCAGACUUCAUGUGCGGACUCAGAGUGAAGAUGAGGAGUUUCUUCAGAAAGCAGUGAAGGUUUGGAACAGCAACAGAAGAAUAAUUGCUCCUGUGAAAAAGAUAUCCCUGUUCCGUCUUUGACCAGCAGAGAUAUUGUGGAGAUGACUGGUGUCUGUGGUUGGCAGCCUGAGCUCAGAGGAGAUGAAUCCUCAGGCGAUGACUCUUUGAGCUUGCUGCAUAAUCUUGAUGACCUGCAGCACGUUGGAGCAGCUGCAUUCAUGAAGAAAAGUGAUUUAGAUUCAGCAGCUGGAAACAAAAACCAAGAAAAGGACAUGGAAUUGAAUGAACCCAGACCGGCUGACCCAGAGAUCUGCAGCAGCACAAUGAGUGCAGCAGACAGGGCUGCUUCUGCUUCUAAGAAAGCAAAUGUCCUGCGAAGUGUGAAACUACCCAGCGGCGCCGGCCUUCACAGGAGAAACGGCCUGGGGGAGACUCUCCUGCACAGAGCAUGCAAGAAAAAAGAUCUGCAGAUGGUCAGAGCGCUGAUACAGGCCGGGAUCAGCGUCAACAUGAAGGAUAACGCAGGUUGGACUGCGCUCCACGAGGCUGCAGCUAAGGGCGAUGAGGUCAUUGUGGAGGAGCUGCUGAAGGCUGGAGCGAACCCCAACGCUCGAAGCUUUGAUGGGGUCACGCCGCUGCAUGAUGCCGUUACCUCGGGACACCACGAGGUAGUGAAGCUUCUCCUCCAGUUUGGGUCUCACACCUGUGACAAGACGGUCGGAGGCCUCAGCGCUCUGGACAUGGCGACAGACGAGAACAUGAAAGAGCUGCUCUUGACCUUCAGAGACUCUUUGGUUUUUCACGAGGAGCCUGUGGAGGAGUCUGCACAACACGAACAACCAGGUUGUAAAUCCUCUGAGGCUCAGUGCCACAAACAGCUCCGCAGCCAGAGAAACUUCAGUCCAAACGUACGAUCCAGAGAGUCAGGUGACGGAGCCGGAGCCAGAGAGCCGGCUGACAUUCAGCCGAGAGGAAAACACACCGACGCUCUGAAUACGAGUCUGGAGCAGGUGUUGGAGGAAGUUUGGAGGAAACAAACUGAACUGUCAUCGUGGCCUCUUUCAGCGCCACAGGAUACAGACAGAUACGGUGCCGCUCUGACACAGAUCCAGGACCAGCUGAUCCAGCUGCUCUACAAACAGAUGAAGGAGAAAGAUCGUCUGGCUCUGAAGCAGCGGAGCGUGUCCCGCUCUCUUUGGCAGCGUGUCUUCAAAACUCGACUCGUCUCCCUCGCUUCACGCCAGAGGAAGUUAGUGGAGAUCCUCCAGAAGCAGAUGCAUUUGGUGGAGGUGUAUGUGACAGCUCAGCCUCCAAACCAUCAGACAGAUCAGCUCAAGCUAGCUCCCACAGCUCAGGACAGUCAGGUCCACAGAGAGGUACCACAGGCCUGUGUGUUGAGACCUGCAGCCCGCAGACCUCCUCCUACUCUGGAUCAUACACAUAGCCACAUCAUCUUCCAGAUUAAGAGAAAGAGUGCUCUGAUACAGUCGAGAGCUGAGAAGGGCAGCAGACAUCUCUCUGAGCUCAUGCAGAGGGGAGUCCUGCAGCCUGGGCAUGCCCUGCACCUCUUCCUCAAGCGUCACCUGCAUUGUGCUCACGUCUUGGCUGAUGGCUCUCUAAAGGACCUUAAAGGCAGAGUGCACCCGUCUCCUAAACACUGGCUGGAGUCUGUGCUGGGCAAGAACAUCCCCGUCAGCUCAGCGUACGCCUGGGACAAGGGAUUCAGAGCACACACUGUCCUUACCGUACCGUCUUUAAAUACUGAGACUACUCCAAAACUUCUGUUAUCUUUUCAUCAUCAACACCCUGAAAUCUGUAAAUAAGGGCAAAGGUGAAAGCAGCCCUGCAGCUCCUGAACCAGAACCAAACCAACCGUUUCCAUGCAAACAGCUUUGGUCUGACGCAUCGUGUAUAUAAAGUUUUGAGACUCAGCUCGCCACACCGUACUGCUGCUCUCUUUAAAGCACCAAAUGUGGAUUCAUCUGCUGAUGAGAAUAGUCCCUAACAGAUGCAUUAUUCUCCUCUAGUGUAAUUGCAGUGAGCAGCUCUGUGUGGAAGUCCUCCUUCACUCUUUUUAUGAGACAGAGGAGGUUUUGAGAAGAAGUGCAUCCAGCAGUGUAAUGUCAGCUCUUAACCUGCCGUGUUCAGGACGUGUGUGUCAGUUUCUAUUAUUAAUCCCUGAUGACUGAGCUGGACGUGAAACAUCACUCCUGCAGACUCUCUUCCUUCCUCCCUUGUCGUUUGGGAUAAAGUUCAGGUCUCUUCUGUUUCCUGCUGUCAGUGGGGGACUGUGACAGGACGCAGCAUUAGUCUGUAAAUUAUUGAGCGUUCACUGUGGAGCUGUGCACCAACACACUCCAUGUCCUCCAUCUCUUUAACACAACAGUGUAACAGACGCUGGUUUAAUGGUCCUGCAGAGCUGCUGAAAGAUAUCUGAUCAGCCUCCAGGUGUCACCUUCCCCUCCAGGACUCUCUGACACCCUCAUUAAAGAUUCAUCCUUCAUAAACCGACGUGUUAAUGCCGUCUGAAGACUUUCACAUAGACUCUCUGCUC
This is a messenger RNA of Notolabrus celidotus (New Zealand spotty), 3071 nucleotides long. RefSeq names its product ankyrin repeat domain-containing protein 31-like. The record is from RefSeq and is a predicted model, not a curated record. Bases 619 to 2340 code for a protein of 573 amino acids. Gene Ontology annotation, molecular function: protein binding. The transcript has 14 exons. Lineage: Eukaryota; Metazoa; Chordata; Actinopteri; Labriformes; Labridae.